CUCUCAUAUAUGCCAAAACGAUCAGAGCAAAAUCAAUUUCCAAACAGAGAGAAUGGGGACGUCGCUUCCACUUCCGAUCAUCGACCUCUCUUCGCCGGAAAAAAUCUCCACCGCACAAUUGAUUCGUCAGGCAUGUCUUGAACAUGGAUUCUUUUAUGUCAAGAAUCAUGGCAUCGAGGAAGAAUUAAUAAAAGGGGUUUUUAAGGAGAGCAAAGGCUUCUUUGAUCUUCCACUAGUGGAGAAGAUGGCUUUACUCCGCCGUGAUUUGCUUGGUUAUACUCCUUUGUAUGCUGAGAAACUUGACCCGUCCGUGACCUCCAUAGGUGAUUCCAAGGAAAGCUUCUAUUUUGGCUCUUUCGAAGGCGUUCUCGCUCAACGUUACCCAAAUCAGUGGCCUUCUCAAGAUCUCUUGCCAUCAUGGAGACAAACCAUGGAAUGUUACUACAAGAAUGUCCUGUCCGUGGGUAGAAAUUUGCUUGGCUUGAUUGCCUUAGCCUUGGAUUUAGAUGAGGACUUCUUCGAAAAAGUUGGAGCCCUGAAUGAUCCUGCAGCAGUUGUUCGCCUCUUACGCUAUCCAGGUGAAGUGAUUUCGUCAGGUGUAGAAACAUAUGGUGCCUCAGCUCACUCAGAUUAUGGAAUGGUCACUCUUCUUUUGACUGAUGGAGUUCCGGGGCUUCAGGUUUGUAGAGACAAAUCGAAACAACCACACAUUUGGGAAGAUGUCCCUGGAAUUGAAGGGGCGUUUAUUGUCAACAUUGGUGAUUUGAUGGAGAGAUGGACCAAUGGAAUGUUCCGGUCUACCUUGCACCGAGUGAUGCCGGUUGGAAAAGAACGUUACUCGGUGGUGUUCUUCUUAGAUCCCAAUCCAGAUUGUAAUGUAAAAUGCUUGGAGAGUUGUUGCAGCGAAACUUGUCCCCCAAGAUUCCCGCCUAUUCUGGCCGGCGACUAUAUUAAGGAGCGUUUCAGGCUAACCUACGUCUAUGUUGUUUGGUUACGAAAUCGAAAUGUAAAAGAAAUGGUGUUCUAGCUUGUAGUAAUGUUUAAUUAGCGAAAUAUGAAGGAAGUAACAAGGAAUCCGGUGGGACUUGAAAAUGAUUUAGUCAAAGACGCACAAAAAAAAACUCGUGGAGCUUGAAUGGGCGGUUACGUAUAUGGACCAUACUUCUACACGUUGUGAAUUUGUAUGUGGUCUAUAGCGACAAUGUCUUUUAUUCAAAGCAUAAAUAUGUUUGUCGUUUACGAUUAUAAUAGAAAACGAUAUAAAUACUAGUUAACCUAA
Messenger RNA from Camelina sativa (false flax), 1279 nucleotides. RefSeq names its product kihadalactone A synthase LFS. NCBI's taxonomy places the organism in Eukaryota, Viridiplantae, Streptophyta, Magnoliopsida, Brassicales, Brassicaceae. The record is from RefSeq and is a predicted model, not a curated record.